Messenger RNA from Medicago truncatula (barrel medic), 1477 nucleotides. Its product is annotated as alkaline ceramidase. The coding region runs from base 266 to 1033 and encodes 255 amino acids. Gene Ontology annotation, molecular function: hydrolase activity, acting on carbon-nitrogen (but not peptide) bonds, in linear amides. Gene Ontology annotation, biological process: response to salt stress; autophagy; ceramide metabolic process. Gene Ontology annotation, cellular component: membrane. NCBI's taxonomy places the organism in Eukaryota, Viridiplantae, Streptophyta, Magnoliopsida, Fabales, Fabaceae. The transcript is spliced from 3 exons. The record is from RefSeq and is a predicted model, not a curated record.
CCAAAAAAACCUAAUUAACCCAAAAUUAAUGUCGUUUAAGAUCACUCACGCCGUACGAGGAAAAGAGAUCAUCCGACCCAUCUUUUGUUCUGUUAAUCUGACCGAAUAUUAAAUUUUUCAACACACAAACAAAAACAAACGCAGAAGUGAACCCAACCCAGGAUGCGAUCUACUUGUUUCUUCUUCAAUCUCCUCAAGAAUUAUUGAUAUCUGCAGCUUUAAAUACAAAUAUCUAGAUAAGCAAAUCAUCUGGCUGUAGAGGAGAAUGGCAGAAACAAUAUCUAGCUUCUGGGGUCCAGUUACAUCAACGAUUGAGUGUUGUGAAAAAAAUUAUGCAUACUCUUCUUAUAUUGCAGAAUUUUACAACACAAUAUCCAACAUUCCGACCAUUCUCUUGGCUUUCAUUGGUCUUAUAAAUGCUUUUAGACAACGGUUUGAGAAAAGAUUUAGUGUUCUUCAUGUAUCAAAUAUGACGCUUGCCUUUGGAAGCAUGUUAUACCAUGCUACCUUACAACAUGUGCAACAGCAGAGCGAUGAAACACCUAUGGUGUGGGAGAUUCUGCUGUACAUGUACAUUCUCUACUCUCCAGAUUGGCACUACCGUAGUACAAUGCCCAUCUUCCUAUUUUUCUAUGGUGCUGCUUUUGCCGUUGUCCAUUCAUUUGUCCGUUUCGACAUUGGCUUCAAAGUCCAUUAUGUCAUUCUCUGUCUCCUCUGCAUUCCAAGAAUGUACAAGUAUUACAUCUAUACCGCAGAUGUGUGCGCCAAGUGGAUAGCAAAGCUAUACGUAGCCACUCUUCUAUUAGGAAGUUUGUUUUGGUUAUGUGAUCGAGUUUUCUGCAAGGAGAUAUCCCAAUGGCCGGUUAAUCCACAGGGUCAUGCUUUAUGGCAUGUUUUCAUGGGACUCAAUUCCUACUUUGCAAACACAUUCCUGAUGUUUUGCCGUGCUCAACAACGUGGCUGGUCUCCGAAAUUCGUUCGUUUAUUCGGUGUUUUGCCAUAUGUGAAGAUUGAGAAACCAAAAAGCCAAUAAGGGAAGAUAGUAGAAGAUGAUGAAGGUUUUCUUUAAUGAUACAUUUUGGAAGAGUUAUCAGUGUUUCGUUCUUGGUUCUCAGUUUUGUUUUUCUGAUUUAGAUUGGUGUAAGUGGCGAUGAUUUUUUAUAUACUUUGUUGCAGUUUUAGGACAUGUACCAUAUUUAUGCCAUAUGGAUGCUUUCUUGGCCUUAGACUGUUAACAUUACUUUUGACAACCAAAGGUUUUGCAGUACUGGUUGUUUGAUUCUAAGUUUCAUACCAGUACCUCAUUUUUACUUGUAACAUGUUGUGUAACCCUUUCUAGGUGAGUUUUGAGUAUGUUAUUAUUAACUUAUGGAACUUCAAAAUUGCUUUCACUGGGAAAUUUCAAAAUGAAAGUUUCCAGGCUAGUUGGGAAUUUGAUGUUUUGCAACUGAAAAAGUGCAGUUGUGGUUCAUAUAAA